AUGGUAUCCACUCGUCAAUAUAUUGUGUACAUUGGGUCCAUUAACACUGCACACUUUCCCUUAUGCAAGCUGUUCUUGGAAGCAAAGAAACAUGUCCUGUGUGAAAAGCCCCUUGGGGUGAAUGCUAAAGAAGUAGGCCAAAUGAUAGAUCUUGCCAAGAAGAACGGUGUGUUUUUCAUGGAGGCAAUAUGGAGUCGAUUUUUCCCAGCCUAUGAAAAGAUCAGGUCCCUUGUAUCCAGUGGGGAGCUCGGAGAGGUCAAAUGCAUCACUGGGGAUUUCUGCAUAGCGGCAAGCCAUAUAGAAAGAUUGAUGAAUAAAAGUUUAGCUGGUGGGGCCUUAAUUGAUAUUGGGAUCUACUUGGUCCAGUUGGCUACCAUGGUGUUUGGUCCAGACCCUAUCCUAGUCCAAGGGGUUGGAGGUCUCACUGAGACUGGUGUUGACGAGACUUGCAGUAUCACGUUGCAGUAUCCAGACAGCAAAGUUGCAAGCUUGUUGACCUCGCUUACUAUUAACGGCAACAACGAGGCAUCAAUCAUUGGCACCAAAGGAAGGAUAAACCUACGAGACACCUUCCACGCUCCCUCAGUCAUUGAGAUUGUACGAGGCUACCCAGCUCCUGGGCUUUUCAAGAGAGAAGUAAUUGAAUUCCCUUUACCUAAAAGUAGUCACCCCACAAAUUUUAUCAAUUCCGGUGGACUUGGAUACCAAGCAGAGGCCAUCAGAAUAGCUGUCGAGGAGGGAAAGACGGAGCAUCCCCUAGUAAGUUGGUCAGAGAGUUUAGCCAUCCACAGGAUCAUGGACAAACUCAGGCACGAUGUGGGCUACUUCCAUCAAGAUGAGGAAACGGAUAAGGGAACUUCUUGAUUCAAAGAUGUUUAGAGAUGCUCCGGGUCCCGUCCUAUAGAGAGUCGCGAUUGAUCAAAUCAACCACAACUAUGGAAAGCCAGUAAUGUCAACAUCUAAAAUGCAUGUUUCUUUCAAAUAUUUUCUAGAAUUGCUGUAUAUUCAUACAUUCAUUGUUUUCUUGAAAAUUAAGUGUACUUCUCUUUUUUUACAAAGGACAUUGUGCAAAUUUUCUGUAAGAAAAUUCUGACAUUGCUGGCUUUCCAUACAGUUGAGGUUGACCAGUAAAAUAAAAAUCAAUCAAAUUGGUAAUCACUAUAUUCAUGGAGACUUCAAGUUGGCUGCAUUUGUGAUGUCAUAGCGAUGUAAGGCAGUGACUACUCUUCCAUGUAAUUCAAUGCAUAAAAUGGUUAAAAUCACAUUUUUCAGGAGUUAUACUUCAAAUUAUAUUUUUCUUUCAUCAAGACAUAAAACAGUAUACUACCAAGGCUAUAUUCAAAUUAUUACCCCAGCGGAAUGGGUACUUUGGAUGAAACCACAAAUCCCUGAUAAUUAAGUUCAUGGCCUAUGGGAAAGUUGUCAUUGCCCUUUGUCAUAAUUUACUUACCCAGUUGCCAAUUUUAAAUCUACAUAGUCUUGGGGAUUUCAAUUUUAAAGCAGCCAUAACUCCCGUAUUGCUUGUCCGAUUUCGUUCAACCUUUCAUCAUUCUGUUUUACUUAUUUUUCUCCUUUUAUAACAUUUAUGACCAAGGCUGGAUUCCCCUUUAAUGUAUUUCCCUGUAAUCUAAAACAUAUAAUCAAUUCAGUUAAAAGUCUAACUGUUAGUCUAUGGCAAUCAUUGUACAAACAGUAUACAUCAGUAUUAAGCAUAUCUAAGAUACACCUUAUAUAUUACAGGGUAUUAUGUUUUGAUAUUAUUUACAUUGUAUGAUGUAUGAGAGUAUAACGGGGCCGUUUCAUAAAGCUGUUCGUAAGUUAAGAGCAGCUUUAAGAACGACUGGUGAACCUUUCUCAUGCGCUAAACCAUCGCCAAUGAUGUAUACCAUUUACCAAAAGAAAGGAUCACCAGUCGUUCUUAAAGUCGCUCUUAUCUUACGAACAGCUUUAUGAAACACCCACCAGGUUUUUUAACUGGCUUCUUGUGCUACUAGUUGCUCAGAAAAAUUCAUUCUCAUAAGAUAAAAAUAUGUUUUUAUUUUUUUAUAUGUCCCAUAUGUAUAUUGAAUGGUUUUGUAUUUGGUAGGUAUAAGCUUGCUAUUCAUAAUGACCAUGCUCCAUGAUGACCAUAGCUCAUGAAGAACAUUACUUUUGCAUUUGACUUCCCGGACAUGCUUAAGUUGGGGUAGAGACUCUGAAUUAGGACAAUUAAAAGCUUUUCUUUUUCUGUGAUUUUCUCUUCUUUUGUUACAGGUAAAGCUAAUUACACACCCCUAUGGUGAAUUUUGUAUAUUUCCUACUACCUAUUGAAAAACUCAUUCAACAAUAAUUCAUUUUUGUAUCACUGCCUUUUUUUUGUAUUUCAUCAUGUGUGCUAAUGGAAAACAGGUACAAAGCAAUUAAAGGUGUUUCUAUUUUUUCUCUGGGUAUAUUUAUAAUUUAUAAUUAUAAUAAUAAGGUAUUUUGUAUAGUGCACAUAUCCACCGUGUUAGGUGCUCAAGGCCCUCCUGUAAUACCCCAACUGUAAAGCCAGGCUACCACCGUGCUCACAGCUUAUGGGGGGGGGGGUCAAUUAUCCCCUCCACAAAUUUUGCUACUAUGCUGCCGCAUACAUUUUUUGACUGACUUUUUGUCUCUCCUGAACGAAGUUGGGCAGAGACCUAUUGAUCACUUUUCCUGUUGUUCUUGUUCAACUUGCCCUCAUUUCUUUAUUUCUUCAUCAAUUAUUAUGACCCCCAAUAUGCAUGAUGACGUCCCCCACGGUCACCCCCUCCCCAUGAUAUACUGGGUACCGUAACACAAAGGUUAGCAAUUAAUCGUACGCUCGAUUUUUACGAUUGAUUGUACAUUGUAGUCAAUAGAAUCAAUCAUAGAAAAAUGUUCUGCGAUCAUUGCUAAGCUUUGUGUUACGAGCCCCUGGUGGUGGUUUGGAUAGGGAAUUGUUGGAUAAUUAGUGGAUUAUAUUGCCUCAUUUGUAAGAGGAAAGGUUCUCUAGUGGUAAAACUGUUAUCAAUUAUGGCAUGACAAUUGUGAUAUAUUUUGAUACUUCAAGGUUUUAGAGUGGUGAAAUUAUAUCUACUCAAAUGAUAUUGAAACUUUUAAGGGAAAUUGGUGUUAAAUUGUAUGUUUUCUGUAAUUGCAAGGUGUUGGAAUAGUAAAGUCUGAAAUUAUUUUAAUUCAACAUGUAAUUUUAUAAUGAAAAAUUAAGUAUUGUUUAGUCAACUUUAAAGUCUUGCUGUUGUAUUUUCAAUUACAUGUUUAACUUUUUUUUUGGGUAAUAGAAGUAUAAGGAAUAAAUAAGCAAGUAUAUUUUCUGAAA
Molecule: messenger RNA, 3319 nt
Organism: Lytechinus pictus (painted urchin)
Lineage: Eukaryota; Metazoa; Echinodermata; Echinoidea; Temnopleuroida; Toxopneustidae
Product: trans-1,2-dihydrobenzene-1,2-diol dehydrogenase-like
Exons: 7
Coding region: 1-864 (287 amino acids)
Molecular function (GO): nucleotide binding
Source: RefSeq, a predicted model, not a curated record